UCAAACUCAGAUAGCUGCCGCUCAGUCUAAACAUAUAUGAGAGUAGAAAAGCGUUGCAGAGGAAAGUCUGGUCUUUUUUCCAUCAUUGCAUUCGGGAUUGACAGUUUCCCCGUCAUGGCGUUGUGCGUCGUCGUCUUUCUGGGUCCUCUUUGGAUCCACGGUCUGGUUCGAGCGGGCAACGGAGAGGAAUUACCCAAAGAGGUAGUCGUGUCCUGGUUCAGGGAGCGGGUUCUGGAGAGUCUGGGCCUGGAGAAACCUCCUCAGAAUCAAACACGAGGUGGAAGUGGGGCAAACUUGGAGACCUGGGAGACGCUCAUGAGGGUUCCCAGGUCAAAGCAAAGAGUGGUGGAUCCAAAUCAGAACGGAGAAGAGCGAGCAACAUCGGAAAUGAUUUUGUUUCCGAGUUCAGACUCCUGCUCCACAGGAGAAACCGCCACUCGGCUCUCUUUUCACUUCCAGCCCUCGUCGACGAUCCUGAAGGGUGUGGUCACCUCUGCCCACUUUUGGUUCUUCACGGACCAAAAAGGAACCUCCACCAACUCAUCUGCAAUGCUUUUCCUUCUCACGCCAGCUCAGCAGCUCCGUCAGGCUGCGGCAGCACCUUCCAGGUCCACCACAGACGGAUGGACCACCUACUUCCUGGAUCAAGAGAGGCUGGUUUCCGUGUCUGAGGGUCCGUUUUGGCUUCAAGUUGUCUGCACAAGCUGCCAGUGUCACACACGUGAGCCAGAAAACUCGCCCUUCCUGCAUGUCCACGUUGAGCGUAGACGUCGUGUGCGCUCGCCCCGUCAAGCUGCGUUCACCAUCCCCUGGUCUCCGGCCGCCAUCUACCGCCUUCAGAGGCCGUCUCAGGAGAGGCCGGCGGACAGCGACUGCCGGCGAGAAGGCGUGGAGAUCAGCUUCGAGGAGCUGGGCUGGGACAACUGGAUCGUCCACCCCAAGACGAUGACCUUCUACUACUGUCACGGGAACUGCUCGGCCGCGGACCGGACCAUCGCCAUGCUGGGGAUGUCGCAGUGUUGCGCUCCUGUCCCCGGAACCAUGAGGUCCCUAAAGGUCACCACCACCUCGGACGGCGGGUACUCCUUCAAGUUGGAGACCCUGCCCAACAUUAUACCUGAGGACUGCGCUUGCGUUUGAACACACAGCGGUCACUUAAAUUCCUACGCCAAUGCUAUGAUCCGGAAAGUCUCACUACGACCAUCUUUAGAUCUAUAUCUAUCUACCUAGAGCAUGUGUCAAAGUCAAGGCCCGGGGGCCGGAUUCGGCCCUCCAGACCAUUUUAUUUUGCUAUUUUUGGCCUAAUGUUAUGUUGCGCCCUUUCUAACUUGUAUAAUUUUGACAAAAUAUAUUUUUGAGAAAAAUAUUAAAGUUAUUUAAAGUUUGA
Oryzias melastigma (Indian medaka) is the source of this 1387-nucleotide messenger RNA. It is a transcript of the gene inha, whose product is annotated as inhibin subunit alpha. Gene Ontology annotation, molecular function: growth factor activity; cytokine activity. The transcript is spliced from 2 exons. The coding region runs from base 37 to 1140 and encodes 367 amino acids. Gene Ontology annotation, cellular component: extracellular region. Lineage: Eukaryota; Metazoa; Chordata; Actinopteri; Beloniformes; Adrianichthyidae. The record is from RefSeq and is a predicted model, not a curated record. Gene Ontology annotation, biological process: SMAD protein signal transduction.